Caenorhabditis angaria is the source of this 952-nucleotide messenger RNA. NCBI's taxonomy places the organism in Eukaryota, Metazoa, Nematoda, Chromadorea, Rhabditida, Rhabditidae. The record is from the annotation of a GenBank genome assembly.
AUGUCUACAAAGGCCGAUAUUGAAUUUUAUGUGGGAGGCCCUGGAGUCAAUGAAAAACUGAAGGAAAAGGAACCAACAUGGUUCUAUAUAGAAUCAAAAAAGAUCUCAUUGGAUUUCAAAGUGGAGAUAUUCUCAAGUAAGUAGAAAAUCUCUGGUGAAUGUUAAUAGUAUCCCAUUUUUUCAGCCAAAACAAAGAAACAAGUGCCAGUAAUGAUGGAAGCUCUUCAACAAUUCAACGUUGUUGUAGUUUUCUACAUAAAUGAAAGUACGAAAGAUGACGAAUUGGCGAUUUUUGUAGAACGUGGUGCGAUUCGCAGAAAGUUUUUGAUUCAAAUUGAAGUAUGUUUAAUUAUUUUUUUUUGUUCCUUCAAAAUUUUGUGUAACAUUCUCAUAAUAAAUGUCUUUUGGUUUCAGGCACAAUCAUCAAUUGAUAAAACAGAUAAAAAUGAACCAAAUCAAUUGCAAACUCUUGAUGUGGCAAGCAUUCAGAAUGUGAGAAAAAUAAUAAUUUGUGUUAAUUUUCGAAAUGAAUUUGAGUUUUUCAGAAUUCGGUGUUAUCCGAUCGGACUUGGCUGUUUUUCGAUGAAGAUGAUAGUUUGAAUGCUGAUGACUCUGUGUCAUCAACUAAGUAAGUUAAUUAGGCAAAGGUGGGGCCCAAAAGUGUUCAGAGAAUCCAUUUUGAAACUCGAUUUUCAGAACUCCUACUCCUACACUUGAUGAUUCGAAAACAUGUGAAAUUCACAAGGUUAGUUUUUUUCCAUACGAAGUUCAUAAUCAUAAUGACUUUAUUCAGAAACAAUUGGAGUUAUUGACAAUUUUAGCAGAGUUCGAAAUCAUCGAAAAUGCUAAAAUUUUUGAGAUGGGUGAAAAUGAACCACCGAACUCAUAUAUUCCAACUCGCUUAUACAAUUCAUUGGAUGAAUGGACUAAAAAUUGGAUCAAACUCAAAUGA